GGGAGGGGCAACGAAUUGAAAAAGAUGGCUCUUUCGACCAGCAGAUUAGAAUGUUAUUAGUCAUCCAAUUGCUGUUUACGAGGGCGAAUAUCAGCUGGAUGCGUUGCGAAAGUGGCGGAGAAGUAGCCGAGCUGCUGUGACAGUUCUGCGAUUUUCUUUAAUAGGAGCUAGUGCGGUUUGCCACGACAGAAUCUAGCUUAUUAAAAUGAAGAACUUUUUGUCGAGUUCCUUGCCUUUUGACGCUGACGUCGAAAAAGCAACCAAUCACAAAAGUACUACCGAGGACUGGGCUUUGAUUAUGGAAAUAUGCGACAAGUUGGGUCGUUCGCCACAAUUUUCUAAGCACUAUCUUCGUUCGAUCGUGAAGAGGCUAAAUGCUCAGGAUCCGCAUAUUGUGAUACUUGCCAUAACAUUAUUGGAUGCUUGCUCCAGUAAUUGCGGUAAGCCAUUUCAUUUGGAAAUUGCAUCUAGAGAAUUUGAGGGUCAAUUUAUAAAAUUGAUACAGAAUAAUCGUACUCAGCCAAAAAUUUAUGAAAAAUUAAAGGCAUUGCUAAAGAAAUGGGCGGAAGGUGAUUUUAAAACAGAUCCUCAACUCAAUUUGAUUCCAAGUUUGUAUCAGAAGUUGAAAUUAGAAGGUCAUGAUUUUUCAGCUAUAAUCGAUAUGCCAAGGCCAAAUUACGUGCUUAGUAAAGACCCAAAUGUAGUCACAAGUGCUCAAGAAGAAGAGGAAAUAGCUAAAGCUAUUGAAUUAUCAUUAAAAGAAAAUACUAAACAUUCGACGACCUCGCAUAAUACACCACCUAUGAAGAAGUCACCUAGUAUAUAUCCAAAUGUAAAUUCAACAUUAGUCGGUACCGCUAAUUCAGAAGGAAGGAAAGUGAAAGCUCUUUAUGAUUUUGAAGCAGUAGAGGAUAAUGAAUUGACGUUCUCAGCAGGGGAAAUCAUUAAUAUUUUAGAUGAUUCCGAUCCUAAUUGGUGGAAAGGCAGCAACCAUCGAGGCGAAGGCCUAUUCCCUUCUAAUUUUGUAACGGCUGAUUUGUCCGUUGAAUUGGAACAAUUUACAAAAUUAGAAAGUAACAAUAAAAAAUCUGUUCAAUUUACGGAAGAAGUUGAAGUGAAAACUGUAAAAAGAGAACCCGAAGUCGUCGAGAUAGAAAUUGAUGAACAAAAAAUGGAUAGACUAUUGCAUUUAUUGCAUGAAGCUGAUCCUCAAUCCGAUAGUUCCGAUCCACAAGAGAUGCUUGAUUUAGAAGAGCACGUCACUGCAAUGGGGCCAUUAAUAGACACAGCACUCGAGAAGGUAGACAAGCAGCAUGCCAAGCUUACUCAAUUAAGUUCCGAUUUAGUAGACGCAAUGAAUCUAUAUCACAUGCUAAUGCGCGAACCCGCCAUAUCAAGCUACACACAUCCGAAAAUGCCUCCUCAGCAAAUGGUUUAUCAGUAUCCUCAUCCACAAGGAGCAUCCCAUUCACAAACGGGGGGACAUCCUCAAGCGGGACAUCCCCAACAGGGACAUCUGCAAGGCGGACAUCCACAAGGAGGUCAUUCCCAAAUAGGACAUCCUCAAGCAGUACCCUCGCAAUCAGGACUUCCUCAAGGAGCACCGCCUCAUAUUUUUAAUGGUUUACCAUCUGGACCUCAGUCGCAAACUCUUCCUGGCACGCAACCAAGAUUUAACACGAAUAUACCGCCAACCGGCGAUUUAAUUACCACCCAACAGGGACCAACAAGUUUACCUACCAUGACAUUACCUCAUCAUUUCCAUAUGCCACCAGGACUUCGACAAAUACCUUCUGAGGUACGGCAAGAGUCUCAGCAAUCGAAUCAAAACAACAUUCCCUAUACGCAAGGAUUCCCAGUGCAGAGUAGCUCCGUCGGGCCAGCACCCUUCGUGUCGCAAGUGCCACCUGACCAGCAAAUCAACAACCAACAGUCACAAUUUGCAUCGCCUAAUGGCCAACGAAUGAUGUAGGAAAAUAAAGAAAAUAACAGGAAUAAUAAAAAUGAACGAAUGAGAAAAAGAAUCACUUUGUACUCUAAACUUCAAUUGUACAAUAUUACUAUGUUAUAAAGUUAUUUAAAUAAUAAACGUAAAAGAAAUACGCAGCAGCCAAAGAUCAUGGAUUUUUGAUGGAGACUGUGCGACGGUUAUCGGCAGAAAAUAAUAUAUAUAUGCAUAUGCAUACACACAUGUACACAUGCAUAUAUGCAUAUAUACGCACACGCACGCAUACACAAACAUGCAUAUGAAACGUUGAAAUAAAUGCCUUUGCACGACGCGUUCCGCUCUUGUACAGGAGCAUUUCCUUUCUCAGCGCUUAAAGAUAACUAGAUAGAUAGAAUAAUGAAGAAAGAGAGAGAGAGAGAG
Messenger RNA from Ceratosolen solmsi marchali, 2368 nucleotides. It is a transcript of the gene Stam, whose product is annotated as signal transducing adaptor molecule. The record is from RefSeq and is a predicted model, not a curated record. Gene Ontology annotation, biological process: protein transport to vacuole involved in ubiquitin-dependent protein catabolic process via the multivesicular body sorting pathway. Gene Ontology annotation, cellular component: ESCRT-0 complex. Gene Ontology annotation, molecular function: phosphatidylinositol binding; ubiquitin binding. The coding region runs from base 206 to 1972 and encodes 588 amino acids. The transcript is spliced from 10 exons. Lineage: Eukaryota; Metazoa; Arthropoda; Insecta; Hymenoptera; Agaonidae.